AUGUUGCUUUGUCACAUUACCUUUGGGGAUUUUCGAAAACUACAAAAACAUAGUAAAACAUUUGUCGGAUAUAAAAAUAUAUUAUUUGGUGCAUAUAAGACGCCUGUAGCAAGAAAUAUACCAGAAAAUAAUCUAGUUCGCAUUGUUGAUUAUCGUGGUACUAAAUUAACAUCAUUUAACGUUGAUGGAAGAGAAUUACUAUGUUUACCGCAAGCAUUUGAUCUAUUUUUAAAACAUCUGGUCGGAGGUCUACACACCGUAUAUACAAAAUUAAAACGAUUAGAAAUCAUCCCUGUAGUUUGUAAUGUCGAACAAGUAAGAAUCUUACGCGGUCUCGGUGCAAUUCAACCAGGCGUAAACAGAUGUAAACUAGUUGCUCCAAACGAGUUUGAUAUUUUAUACGAAGAUUGUACAAAUUCUGGGAAAGUAUUAUAUGUCUUCCUCUCUAGGCCUGGUCGACCACCAAAACGAAAUCCAUUAAUGUUGGAUAGUUACCAAGAUGAAAAACGAGCUAAAUUAUCAGCCAAUUUUUUAUUACGAACAUUUCCAGAAUUUGCUGCUCAAACUCUUAAAUAUCCUGUUUACAAUAGUUUUAUUCCGUAUUCAUCUAAUGAUGGAAACAAUGUUCAGCCGUUUGUUCACUCGUAUAGUUAUUCGGCAUUUUCACCCACUGUACCACGUGGUAUUGGUUUUCUAUCACAAGCAACAGAUCAUAGUAAUGAUAGCAAUACUAUAGAUUCAAAAUUUCCUCAAAAACACGAACAGCAUCUUCAUCAUCCACAUCUAAAUACAUUACAACAUCAUCCUGACGACACACUAAGAUUGAAACUAACUUCUAGUUCAGACUUAAAAGUACCAUCACCAUCGUAUAAAAAUCUUCUCUCGCGUAAGUACAUGCACUUUCUUUCCUUUUGCAAAGAAUAGACUUUUAUUCUGCUCUUUUCUUUUCCAAGUUGAGCAAUAGGCUAUUUCAAUUAACACCUUAUUAUAGAGUGACAUAUUCAAUUAGAAACAAAAGAGAACUAAACAAAACAUUUUUUAGUGAUAUCAAAUAUCUUCUCAACUGUGUGUGUGUCUUAAAUACACGGAUAAGAAAAUAUUUUUGUUAAUCUUAAUUAUAUAAGGGUCUCUCUCUCUCUCUAUAGAAAGGAAAAGAUGAUACACAUUUCAAUUCUGAGUUCGUUAUGGUGUAAAACAUUAUAGUUAAGGCGAGGUAUUGACAUCGAAAACUAUUCCCUAUCAGCACUAGAGUAGAAGAACAAGUCGUGUGCCAACGAUCUGUUCGUUGAUUGAACCAAUACACGACUGACAAAUAAAAUAAUUUUUCUUGUUGUUUGCGAAACAAAGAAAAUCUUGAACUUUUACAAGAAAAAGAAAUGUUUUGAUGUGAUAAUUAAACAUUUUUAUCAGUUAGGCGGUAGAAAACAGAAAAAAGCACUUGUAAAACGAGUCUACCAAGAGAUAUUUAUUCAAUUAAAAAUUCGCUUGAUGAACUAAAGAAUAUUUUCAUUUUUAAUUAUACUCAUAUUUCAAAAGUGAAGAAUGAUGGUUACUAAUUUCUUAUGUAACAACUACAUCAAGAUAUAUUAUUAUUUAUUGCCUAUACACCCUAAAAAUGACUCAUUUAGGCCUUUGUUUCUGUCUACUUUUUUAAAUCUAUUAGGAUUCUACCAACAUUUGUUUUCUUUCAACUCAUAUCCAUUCGACAUUUAAAAGAGUGAAAUGGCUAACAACACACAGAAAUCACUGAGUUCGUUAGUGAAGGUGAAAACUUUCGGACAUGUUGUUGUUUUUUGCUUCAAGUGUGUAUAUCAAUUUGUAUAGAAUAAUCCUCCAUAGAUGGCUAACGGUAGCGUUUAUUUUUCAAUGAUAUUCUAUUUAAUUGAUAACGUGCACAUACAAAGGCACUCAUUUGACGAUUGCCAAAAUUCAUUUAUAUCAGAUCUAUCUUAGUACACACGAAAGGUUUUUUUUUAAAAAGUUCGCUUCACAGAUCAUAACUAGUGGUUUCUUCGUUUUUUAUGCCAGUUACUUUUCUGACUUUAUUUAAGUUAAAUCCCAUUGCGAACACCAUUCAUCAUCCUAUUAAACUAUUAUUAUGAUUAGAACACGCGAACAUUUUUAUUUGUUAAAGAUGGCUAAGAAAAAAGAAAAGGGAGAAGAAAAACAAAUUAAAUCAUGUCACGGACAUUUUAAUAACAGAAUAGACUCUUCUAUGUGAUUGAAAAAGACAAGUAAAAAUGGCCUAAAGCAAUGAAUUAUCUUUUAAAUUAAAUUUUUCUUCCUCUGUGAUUAGUCUACAUUGAAAUCACCCAAAUGGUGUACCAUAGUUGCCGAAUUAGAAAAGGAAAGACGCAAGCAAAAUCUAUUUUCGCCAACGGACAUCAUACAACAGUAAAUUGCAUUGUAUUCUGUAGAAAAAAAUCUCCUUAGACUUAAAUUCUUUGCUUGUAUCAAAUAUAAAUAGGUUUAGAAGUCAAAUAACGUAGACGAUAAUAAAAGUUUAUCGAUCAAAAACUAUAGUUAAUCCAAAUGAAACGCAUUGAAAACUGUAGAAAAAAGCUUAUACUCACAAUUAAUCUUCGAAAUUGUUUAAAUUUAAAAAUCCGAAAUUCUUAUUUUGUUAGUCUGUCGGUUCACUUUUUAAUAUUAAUAUGGAAGAAAAUAACCUGAAUCUAGAAUUCCGACUGGGUUUGAUAUGAAAUGAUCGAAAAGAAAUUCAAAGUUUUUGCUACGAUCGAGAACAACAGUUAUUAUAGUUUUAUGUUUCAUAGAGAACUGAUAUCCCUAGAGAAAGUACUGAGUUCAAGGUACCCAUGUACUGAGAAAGCCUCAGCAAGGUACCCGAUAUGGGUACUUCGAAAAUUCUUAGUAAUUAUACUAAUGUAGGUACUGCAUUGGGUACCCA
Didymodactylos carnosus is the source of this 2908-nucleotide messenger RNA. NCBI's taxonomy places the organism in Eukaryota, Metazoa, Rotifera, Eurotatoria, Philodinida, Philodinidae. The record is from the annotation of a GenBank genome assembly.